AUGUGUAGUAUAUUAAAUAAUGAUUUCUUCAAAUUGGAUAGGUUUCUUUCUAGUAGUGGGAAUGAUGAUGGGAGUAACAAUUUAUUGAUGAUAGGAGUUAAUUUAUUAUUAUUAUUUUCUAUGUUUUUAUAUGGUAUAAACUAUAUAUUGAUGAAAUAUUUUAUAAAGAUAAAUGGAUCAAUUUAUAUCUUUAUUAUAUUAAGAACAGCUUUAACAAUACCUUUGAUGAUAUAUAUGUUCCUUUCAAAAAAACCAUGUUCUCAAAAUAAAAGAUUAUUAGAUCAGGAUAUGAAAGAUAUUGAUACUGAUAUGAACAGCAAUGGAAAAGAUUUAGAGUUAGCUACUCCAAAUGAGGAAAAUAAGACAAGUAGAAAAUAUGGUUGGUCAUCCAAGAAUAAGAAAAAAUAUAAAAACAAAAACCAAUCAAAUGAUAAUAAUAAUAAUGAUAAUAUAAAUGUGAAUCAAAAUAAAUGUAUACAAAAUGAUAUAGAAGAAAGUUCUAGUUGUAAUUUUUUUAAUCGAUUAUUUUUUAAUGAGGAAAAAUUAAUACCCAAGGCAGCUUAUAUGCCUAUAUUAAUAUUAUCUAUAACAGGUGCCUUAAGACAAGUUAUUGUAAUUGUUGCUUUACAAUAUACAGAUUCACAUAAUGUUGCUAUUAUUCAACCUACCAUUCCUAUUUUUACAGCUCUCAUAUCUUAUUAUUUAAAAAUAGAAAAAAUGAAUUAUAUAACAGCUUUUUCUAUACUCUUAUCUUUUUUUGGAUUAGCUAUAACAGCAGAAAUGUGGAGUCUUAAAUCUUUCGAUUUAGGUUUCUAUUUAUUAUUAACAGUACCAAUUACUAAAGGAUUACAAGUUAUAUAUAUUAAUGUAGCUACUAAAUAUGUAAGUAAUGAUAUUAUACAAUUGUCUCAAAUGUUUUUCUUAUUAAUUAUAACAUUACCAUUUGGAAUAUUAGGAGAAAUAUUUAUUAAUAAAAAUUAUAAUAUUCUUCAAGAAAUAUCUCAAUUAAAUAUGCAACAGUUUCUUUGUAUCUUAUAUUCAACAAUUGCUAUCAUUAUCUUAUGUUGGAAAAUUCAAAUUAUAGCACUCAAUUAUUUAACACCUAUAACGGUUUCUUUAUAUCAGUCCUUUCAACCAUGCUUCACUUUUGUCUUAGCAAGACUUUUUCUUAAUGAAACAAUAAAUGCUGGCAAAAUUAUUGGAACACUUUUUAUUAUCUUGUCUUUGUUUUUAUAUCAGUAUGGCUGUAACAGGCAUCCCAAAAAGUGA
This is a messenger RNA of Plasmodium gaboni, 1269 nucleotides long. RefSeq names its product drug/metabolite exporter, drug/metabolite transporter. NCBI's taxonomy places the organism in Eukaryota, Apicomplexa, Aconoidasida, Haemosporida, Plasmodiidae. The record is from RefSeq and is a predicted model, not a curated record. The coding region runs from base 1 to 1269 and encodes 422 amino acids. The transcript has a single exon. Gene Ontology annotation, cellular component: membrane.